Molecule: messenger RNA, 4151 nt
Organism: Loxodonta africana (African savanna elephant)
Lineage: Eukaryota; Metazoa; Chordata; Mammalia; Proboscidea; Elephantidae
Product: histone H3.3C-like
Exons: 1
Coding region: 3419-3829 (136 amino acids)
Cellular component (GO): nucleosome; nucleus
Molecular function (GO): structural constituent of chromatin; protein heterodimerization activity; DNA binding
Source: RefSeq, a predicted model, not a curated record
CCCACUGGACCCCAAGAAAAAAUGUCGCCCCCCAGAUCUUCUUAGUUCACUUGAUACUCUUGAAGAAUCCUAGAAUCCGCUUUGAAAAAGUGGCGCUUUUUUGACCGCCGGAACAACCCGCUUUAUGUUGCUGUUAGGUCCUGAGCGAAUGGCGCGAAAGUGGUUCGUAUUGCCCCAGGGUUGGCAGGCUGAUUUGCAUGAACACUGGGCCAGGGAGAGUGAAAACGGGAGAAUGGGGAGUAAUGGAGACCAGCGGAGAGUGACGCUGGUCACGCGUUUCGGCAUUUAGCACUUUCAUUGCUGCAUGCGGUUUACAUUUUUUUUAAAUCAAAGUACCUAGCACAGAACUCCGCCCUUUAUUAGCAGAUUCUCUGUCUUUGAGUGUAGCACCUCUUAUCUGGUAACCACACCAUUAUCGGGAGCAAUAAAAUGAGUUAAAUCCUGGUCUCUCUUUCCAGAAAGCAAGAAAAGCCGAGUUGUUGUUUUACAUAAGACUUGUGGUUUUUAAAUUAGAAAAAGCCGCUAAGGGUUAGUGAAGAUUUACCUAUCGGAUAAAUUAACGUUUAAUUUGUGGCAGAUGCGAAAAACUGUAUUAGUGUGGUUUGGCGGUCUUCUUUCCCGUCAGAAUUUAGGAUUAAACUGAAUCAGAAUGAACGUGAGAUUUUUUAUCGCUCUUUUAAUCAAACCUUGACGGAAUAAUGAAAUAAAAUGUGAAGUUUGUUUUGUUUUCUUUUAACUAAAGACAAAAAGAAGUUGCUUUAAAAAAGAAACUGGAUUGCUUGAAAAGACCCUAAUUAUAAUCUUCCAGUUUUAAAAAAUGCUUGAAAUCGACGUUUGCAUUUCCCCCCAUUACUUCAAAACUUUCUCUCGGGAGUAAGUUCUUUGUAUAAGGGAGCAUGCGUCAAGCCGUACUGCGUUCUUUUCUAGAUGUGUUGACUACAAAAACAAAACUUGUGGGGAAGUAAAUGCACGAAGACAAUGUAUUUGAAAGAUUGGAAGGGACUUGGAAGGAGUCUUCUGGUCUUUCUAAAACACACUGCCCAUUUCCGCUGUGCAAGGGACAAAGAACUCACGGUCUGGAAGGUAAGCACCAGGACAGGCUGUUGGUCUGGAUAUGCCCAGCGCCUGGGUAAGUUCCUGGCUCAGGGUGGGAGGAGGAGCCUCAGUAAAUAUUUGUUGGAUGAAUGAAUGAACAACCAAAUGAUUGUUGAAUGAACUAAAAUUGUCUUUAUUGCUGUGUCCUUGGGAGUACAAUUUUGUGCUACCAAAUGAUAUGAUAGUUUGGAAUUGCAAAACGUAUGAAGUAGGGGAAGAUUAAGUCACUUUGCCAACAAAAGGUUUUGAUGAGGAAAUUCUUAGUCCUCCUGCCAUACUAGAGUACUAUUUGGUUUACAUAUUUUUAAAAAAUAAGAUCUCUGGCCUAUCAGUUUUUUCAUUAAUCAAGAAAUUGCAAAUUAAAACAAGGAGCUACAAUUUCACUCAGACUGAAAAAAAUGUUAAAUGCUGGUAAGAUCAUGUGCUGAUAAGGAUAUGAAGAAACUCCUGUAGUGAUGUUAGUAGUGUAUAUUUUUAAAUUUGAAGAACUAUUCAAAAAUAUUUAGUAAAACCUAGCAAAACCACUUUGAGAUAUAUACCCUACAGCAAAGCUUUUCGUGCUGAGAAAUCAAUUUCUUCUUUCUUUUUUAAAGAAAUCGAAUUUUUAAAAAGAUACUGAGAGUACUAGUGUACUGUGUGUUUGUGUGCUUCCUUCUGUGUGUCUGUGCUGUAUAAAAUGUAUUUCAUACUGUGCUUUGCUAUUAACAAAGUUUGCGAGGUAGUGUCCUGGAGAAUUGUGCGUAAUGAAUCCUGUACUGAGGCACUCUCAUUUUCUCAAGGAUUGCUGAAUUGCUACUAGUCCAAGCACUAUUCUGAGUAUGGCCUACACAAAGUCCAUGGGGUUUAUAUUCUAGUGGAGAAGCAGAAGUAAACAAACAAGAUAAUUUAAGGUUCGAUAAUGUCUAAAAAGAAAAGCAAAAGCAGGGUACCACACCCAUCGCUGUCUAGUCGAUUCUAAUUCAUAGCGACCCUAUAGGACAGGGUACAAACUGCCCCAUAGGGUUUCCAAGGCUGUAAAUCUUUAUGGAAACAGCCCUGCUGUCAGGGGUCCUGAAAGCCUGGUAAAGGGAUAGGAAAUGAAACAGGUACUAAUUUAGAUAAGAGAAACAGGAAAGUCUUCUCUGGGGAGGUGAUAUCUGAAGAAAGUAAGAGAGGAAGUCACUGGAAGAUGAGGAAAGGGCUGGUUUCAGGCAGAGUGAACAGCUGGUUCAAAGGCUCUGAGGCAGUGAAUGGCAGCAAGCCCACAGUGACUGACCUACAGAGAGCUAGGAAGAGAUAGACGGGCCAGGUCACGUGGGCCUCCCUGGCCAUGGGAAAAGCUUUGAAUUUUAUUCCAGGUGUGAUGGGAAGCCACCAAAGGGUUUUGAGGAAAGGAAAGACACAAUCUGACUCUAGGGGCUGCAUGGACAGUAAACUAAAGGGGAACAAGAGUGGAAGCUGGAGACACUGGAAUCUCCUACAGUAGUCUGGGAGGAGAUAAUAAUUGCUUUGGGCUGAGGUAGUUGUGGCAUGGGAGGAAGUGAUCAGAUUUAAGAUAUAUUAUUUUGGAAGGAGUCCCUGUGUGGCACAAAUGGUUAAGCACUCAACUACUAGCUGAAAGUUUCGUUAUUCUAACCCACCCAGAGGCACCACGGAAGACAGGCCUGGCCUCCCCAAGGUCACACAAACCCUGUGGAGAACUUCUACCCUGCAUACAUGGGGCUGCUGUGAGUCAGAAUCCACUGGAUGGAAACUAACAACGGUUCUGAGGAUAGAGCAAAUUGAACCUAAGGGGUGAAUGGUUUGUUAUAGUAUUGUGUAUUAUAGUAAAAGCUUGGAAAUAGCCUAAAUGUCCUUUAGAAGGGAAUAGAUAAAAGAAUGGUGGUAUAUUGGCACAAGUGGUUUGCUAUCCACCGCUAACCUAAAGGUUAGUGGUUCAACCCAGCCAACAGCUCUGAGGAGGAAAAGCCUGGUACUAUAAUCUUUAUUUCGGUAAAGAUUACGGCCAAGUAAACUCUAUGGAGCAGUUCUCUAACACAUGGGGUCACCGUGAGUCGGAAUCAACUCCACGGCAACAGGUUUUGCAUUCAUACAAUGGAAUUCACUGUAGUUCAGAUGAAUGGCGUAGCUUACUUGCAUCAAUGUGGUUAAAUCUUAACAAUGUUGAAUGGAAAACAAACUGCAAAAGUAUCUGUAAGGUACAAAUUUAAAAAACAUAAAAAUUGGGAAAGUAAAACUGUUCACAGCCACUGCCUCACCACCAGAGCUCUCCAACGCGCCAGCGCCGCCUCUAGCUAGCAGAGCUCCAGAAAAAGAAGGGGGAUAAGUGUAUUGUCUCUGUACCAUGCCUCCUACAAGGCUGACUGCCUUUAAAUCAACCGGUGGAAAAGCACUCAGGAAGCAACUGGCUACAAAAGCCACUCACAAGAGUGCGCCCUCUACUGGAGGGGUGAAGAAACCUCAUCGUUACAAGCCUGGUACUGUGGCACUCCCGGAAAUCCGACGUUAUCAUAAGUCCACUGAACUUCUGAUUCUCAAACUUCCCUCCCGACGCCUGGUCCAAGAAAUUGCUCAGGACAUCACAACAGAUCUGCGUUUCCAGAGCGCAGCUAUUGGUGCUUUGCAGAAGGCAAGUGAGACCUACCAGGUUGGCCUUUUUGAGGACAACAGCUUGUGUGCUCUCCACGCCAAACGUGUAACAAUUAUGCCAAAAGACAUCCCUCUAGCACGCCACGUACGUGGAGAACAUGCUUAAGAAUCCACUAUAAUGGGAAACGUUCUUUUUUAAAAAAAUUAUCUUCUUCCUGUUAUUGGUAGUUUUGUACAUUAGAUUUUUUUUUUCCACGGGGUCAAAAGGUACCUAAAAGUAUACGAUUGCAAAUGGAAAAAUAGGGGACAGAAAGAGAGUAUCGGCAGCUUUUCUAUUUCCAUUUGUGUGUGAAUUUUUAAUAUAAAUGUGGGGAAUUAAAGCAUUAAUGCAACUCAAAAUGUUUCAUUGAACAAGUUUCAGCAGUUCAACUUUAUAACAGUUAUAAAUAAACCUGUUAAAUUUUUCUGGACAAUGCCAGCAUAGGUAU